Molecule: messenger RNA, 6066 nt
Organism: Molossus molossus (Pallas's mastiff bat)
Lineage: Eukaryota; Metazoa; Chordata; Mammalia; Chiroptera; Molossidae
Gene: COL4A2
Product: collagen type IV alpha 2 chain
Exons: 48
Coding region: 99-5228 (1709 amino acids)
Cellular component (GO): collagen trimer; basement membrane
Molecular function (GO): extracellular matrix structural constituent
Source: RefSeq, a predicted model, not a curated record
CGACGCGCUGCUGCUGUGCCGCGGGCGGGCGCUUCUAAGGGGCGGAAGCCGGGCCGGAGGAAGGACCGACCCGAGCCCAGAGUGGCUGGAUUGGGAUCAUGGACAGAGACCAGUGCACGGCGUCGGGCCCUGCCCUGCGGCGGUGGCUGCUGCUGGGAGCCGUGACGGUGGGGCUCCUGGCCCAGAGCGUCCUGGCGGGUGUGAAGAAGUUUGAUGUGCCCUGUGGCGGGAGAGACUGCAGUGGCGGCUGUCAGUGCUACCCUGAGAAAGGAGGGCGGGGUCAACCAGGGCCAGUGGGCCCCCAGGGGUACACCGGACCCCCAGGGUUACAAGGAUUCCCAGGACUGCAAGGCCGCAAAGGCGACAAGGGGGACAGAGGCGCUCCCGGGAUCACAGGACCAAAAGGAGAUGUGGGAGCAAGAGGUGUUUCUGGAUUCCCUGGUGCUGAUGGAAUUCCCGGACAUCCUGGGCAAGGUGGACCCAGAGGACCACCUGGCUAUGACGGCUGCAACGGGACAAGGGGAGACGUGGGCCAGCAGGGGCCCUCCGGCCCUGGGGGCUUCCCUGGACCUCCUGGGCCCCUAGGACCCAAAGGGCAGAAAGGUGAACCUUAUGCGCUGUCUAGAGAGGACCGCGACAGGUACAGGGGUGAACCGGGAGACCCUGGACAGGGUGGUUUCCAGGGGCCUCCCGGCCGCCCUGGGCCUGUGGGACCAAUGGGUCCAGUUGGAGCUCCAGGAAGACCAGGACCGCCUGGACCCCCUGGACCGAAAGGACAGCCAGGCAACAGAGGACUUGGUUUUUAUGGAGAAAAGGGGGAAAAGGGUGAAGUAGGACAGCCAGGACCCAACGGGAUCCCAUCAGACAUCGAGCAUGUAGUCGGGCCCACGAAAGAAACGAUCCACAAACGCCAAUAUCAGGGUGAAAAAGGAAGUGAGGGGGAAAUCGGAACAAAAGGCAUUGGCUUGAAGGGAGAAGAAGGAAUCAUGGGCUUUCCAGGACUGCGGGGUUCCCCUGGCUUCCAAGGCGAAAAAGGCUCACAAGGACCGAAAGGAAACAGAGGACUGGAUGGCCACUAUGGUCCUGAUGGACCCCAAGGACCCAAGGGAGAAGUAGGUGACCGAGGCUCCCCAGGCCCACCUGCCUACUCCCCCCAUCCUUCUCUAGCUAAAGGUGGCAGAGGUGACCCAGGAUUUCCAGGGACCCAUGGGGACUCAGGAAUGCGGGGUCCUCCGGGAGACCCUGGUCCACCAGGUCCCCCCGGCACGCCCAUCAGAGAUGAAGAUGGGAGAAGAGGCUUACCGGGUGAAAUGGGACCCAAAGGCUUCAUGGGCGACCCAGGCAUCCCUGCACGAUACCCCGGCCCACCAGGAACUGAUGGAAAGCCAGGGUACCAAGGACUCCCAGGGCCUGCCGGACCCCCUGGACCAGAUGGUUUCCUUUUUGGCCUUAAAGGAACACCAGGAGAGGCGGGCUUUCCUGGGUCUCCUGGUUUCCCCGGGGCGCGCGGACAGAAAGGAUGGAAAGGUGAUGAAGGGGACUGUAAAUGUGACGAUCAGUUCCUUGGGGGUCUCCCGGGGCUGCCAGGACCGAGGGGCUUCCCAGGCACCAGUGGGGAGCCCGGGACAAAAGGACUCCAAGGAGACCCUGGCCAUCACGGCAUCCCUGGGUUCCCAGGGUUCAAGGGAGGCCCUGGUGACGUUGGACCUCCUGGACCCAAAGGAAUAAAGGGAGAUUCGAGAAUGAUCACCACCAAAGGUGAGAAGGGACUGCCCGGUGUCCCAGGUGUGCCUGGUCUGAAAGGUGACGAUGGCUCCCAGGGGCGUGAUGGACUCGAUGGAUUCCCAGGCCUUCCAGGCCCUCCGGGCGAUGGCAUCAAAGGCCCCCCAGGGGACACAGGCUAUCCAGGAGCACCGGGCACCAAGGGCAUUCCAGGAGAAAGGGGUCCUCCAGGAUUGGGCUUGCCAGGCCCCAAGGGCGAGCGUGGUUUCCCCGGAGAUGCCGGAUUACCUGGAACACCAGGCCUCCCCGGCCCUCGUGGCCCUCCGGGCCCUCCAGGACAAAUAGAUUGUGAUACAGGCGUGAAAAGGCCCAUCGGAGGUGACGGACAGGACGUCGUCCAGCCAGGUUGCAUUGGAGGGCCCAAGGGAUCACCAGGCCAGCCAGGACCCCCAGGACCCAUAGGUUUUAAAGGCUUCAGAGGGGUACCAGGAUUCUCAGGAGCUGAUGGACCACCAGGACUCAAGGGUCUCCCAGGAGAUCCAGGUCGUGAAGGGUUCCCGGGACCCCCAGGGUUCAUAGGGCCCCGUGGAUCCAAAGGUGUGGCAGGCCCCCCUGGCCUGGAUGGAUUCCCAGGUUCCAGCGGCCUACCAGGACCAGUCGGGCCCCCAGGAGACAAGGGUAUUCCUGGCGAAGUCCUGGGAGCCCAGCCUGGACCCCGGGGAGAUGCUGGACUGCCUGGACACCCUGGACUGAAAGGCCUUCCCGGAGACAGAGGCCCACCUGGAUUCAGGGGAAGCCAAGGAAUGCCAGGAAUGCCAGGCCUGAAGGGUCACCCCGGCUUCCCAGGACCUUUAGGACAACCAGGACUGCCCGGGCCACCAGGACAGCAUGGCUUCCCUGGCGCUCCUGGCCAGGAGGGGCCCUUAGGGCUGCCAGGCACCAUCGGCCGUGAGGGUCUGCCUGGAGAAAGAGGGAACCCAGGUGACACUGGUGUCCCUGGCCCUUUGGGCAUGAAAGGUGUCCCUGGUGAUAGAGGCGACCCUGGUUUGUUGGGCGAGAGAGGUCCUCAAGGAAAUCCUGGCUUUAUAGGAAUUGACGGAAUGCCUGGUAUCCCCGGGCCUAAAGGGGGUCGAGGUUCACCCGGGAUGGAUGGUUUCCAAGGUAUGCUUGGGCAACAAGGAAGACCCGGGCUUCCAGGACACAAAGGAGAGCGCGGGCUGCUCGGCGUUCCAGGGCUGAGGGGGCCGGCUGGUGUGCCCGGCGGGAAAGGAAACCGAGGGGAACCAGGCCCCCCAGGACCGCCUCCCAUCAUCAAGCCAGGAAUGAAAGACAUGAAAGGAGACAAAGGAGAUAAGGGACCUAUGGGAUUGAAGGGCUACCUCGGCCUAAAAGGUGUUCCAGGAAUGCCGGGGAUCCCCGGGCUGUCGGGCAUCCCUGGGUUGCCUGGGCAGCCUGGCUACAUCAAAGGAGUCAAAGGAGACAUCGGAGUUCCCGGCGUGCCUGGUUUACCAGGAUUCCCUGGUGUGCCGGGUUCCCCCGGAAUUGCAGGAUUUCCAGGCUUCGUAGGAAGUAGGGGUGACAAGGGCGCUCCGGGGAGAGCAGGUCUUUAUGGCGAGAGCGGCCCCACAGGUGACUUUGGUGAUAUUGGAGACACUAUAAAUUUACCAGGAAGCCCGGGCCUGAAGGGGGAACAGGGCCCCAUUGGGAUACCAGGUCUAAAGGGAUUAUUUGGAGCGAAAGGAACAACAGGUGACAUCGGCUUCCCCGGGAUAACAGGCCUAGCAGGAGCCCAAGGCCCUCCGGGACUGACAGGGCAAGCAGGCUUUCCAGGACAGGCAGGCGUGCCGGGGCCACAGGGAGACCCUGGCCGGGCCGGAGUGCCCGGCACCAAAGGAGAUUAUGGCUGGCCAGGUGUUCCAGGCUUACCAGGUGUACCGGGCAGCCGAGGCAUCGGUGGGUUACACGGCUUACCAGGCACCAAAGGCUUUCCAGGAUCCCCAGGUGCAGACAUGCAUGGAGACCCAGGUUUCCCAGGUCCUGCUGGGGACAGGGGUGAGGCAGGAGAGGCCAACACCCUUCCAGGCCCUACAGGAGCCCCAGGACAAAAAGGAGAGCAAGGAGUUCCAGGGGAAAGAGGCCCAUCUGGGAGUCCAGGACUUCAAGGGUACCCAGGCUUCACACCCACUUCCAACAUCUCUGGGCUGCCUGGUGAUCGAGGUGCAGCAGGGCUAUUUGGCCCGAAAGGUUAUGCGGGCCCCAUGGGGCCACCUGGGCCUCCUGCUCUUCCUGGAAGCAAAGGCGAUGAGGGGUUCCCAGGAGCGCCAGGAAACCCAGGCACCAAAGGAUGGGUUGGGGACCCUGGACCCCAGGGUCGGCCUGGCGUGUUCGGUGUCCCAGGAGAAAAAGGGCCCAGAGGUGAGCAAGGAUUCAUGGGAAACAUAGGAAUCCCCGGAAGUGUGGGCGACCGAGGCCCGAAGGGACCCAAAGGAGACCGAGGCUUCCCCGGUACCCCCGGUCCUAUGGGAUCCCCAGGAAUUGUAGGAAUCCCUCAGAGGAUUACUAUCCAGCCCGGGCCAGUGGGUCCGCAGGGAAGGAGAGGCCCCCCAGGGACACACGGAGAGAUGGGACCCCAGGGUCCCCCGGGAGACCCAGGUUUCCGCGGGGCUCCAGGAAAGGCGGGGCUCCCGGGAAGAGGCGGUGUGUCUGCCAUUCCCGGAUUCCGAGGUGACCAGGGGCCCCUGGGGCACCAGGGGCCAACUGGCCAGGAAGGGGAGCCAGGCCGCCCCGGGACCCCCGGCCUGCCCGGCAUGCCUGGCCGCAGCGUCAGCAUUGGCUACCUCCUGGUGAAGCACAGCCAGACAGACCAGGAGCCCAUGUGCCCUGUGGGCAUGAACAAGCUCUGGAGUGGAUACAGCCUGCUGUACUUUGAAGGCCAGGAGAAAGCCCACAACCAGGACCUGGGGCUGGCGGGCUCCUGCCUGGCUCGGUUCAGCACCAUGCCCUUCCUGUACUGCAACCCCGGGGACGUCUGCUACUAUGCCAGCCGGAAUGACAAGUCCUACUGGCUCUCCACCACUGCCCCACUGCCUAUGAUGCCUGUGGCCGAGGAGGAAAUCAAGCCCUACAUCAGCCGCUGCUCGGUGUGCGAGGCCCCGGCCGUGGCCAUUGCGGUCCACAGUCAAGACGUCUCCAUCCCCCACUGCCCAGCCGGAUGGCGGAGUUUGUGGAUCGGAUAUUCCUUCCUCAUGCACACGGCCGCAGGCGAUGAAGGUGGUGGCCAGUCGCUGGUGUCGCCAGGCAGCUGUCUGGAGGACUUCCGCGCCACGCCUUUCAUCGAGUGCAACGGAGGCCGUGGAACCUGCCACUACUUCGCCAACAAGUACAGCUUUUGGCUCACCACCAUCCCCGAGCAGAGCUUCCAAGGCUCGCCCUCCUCCGACACGCUCAAGGCAGGGCUCAUCCGGACGCACAUCAGCCGCUGCCAGGUGUGCAUGAAGAACCUGUGACGCGCGGGGCCACGGGCGCCGCCCCCCGGACGCACGUCUCUGCAGGCCGACACUCAGCUGGGGUCACUUUGGUGCUUCUUCUUAACUUAUUACCUCAGGUGCUGACCCAAAGAUUGAUUUCAUUUCUUUUCUGUAAAAACAAAAAGGCCACCAAAGGAAUUCAGCACCAGCAUUUAUACCAAAUAGGCACUUGUCAUUCAUUCAUAGGUGCUAGCCACUGUCUCCACUCCGCAGAAGGAAGCCCUCCCUCCUCUGACAUCUCCGAAAUGGAAAACUGCUAACAGCCCUGCACUCCCCAUCCGGUCACACUAGACUAUUAUGCGCUCGGUGUAACUAACUUCUUAACAUGUACCUCUAUAAUACCACACUUUCAAGCCCCGCAGAAAACCCACUUAUUUAACUCACUUACAGGGGCAGUAUAAAUAAAUGAAGCCAUGCAGCCCGAGGGCUCCUGAACUUUUUGCCAGUUUCCACAUGAGAGUCUCCUGGGCAUGGGCCCGACCCUGCAACAGUAUGAUCUCCCAAAUACUCACCCCUCACGGCCAAAAAGAUACUGGUAGUCAACGCCAGCUGUCAUUCUUUCCACCACAUCCUUACAGACCAUUGGGUCUGGCAAACCUCAUCUAGAGACAAAGACCUUCUGACUGUCGUCAGCCAGGCUACUUGACAGCAGACCCUGUGCGGUCAGAACUGAUGUUCCCACUGCCCCCAGGCCGCCCUGGAGACUUACCCUCUCUUUAAUUGUGGUAAAUUGUACUCCCAUGACUAAGUAUGUCCUCUAUAAUGACAGUAAAAUAAAAGUUGGUUUUGAACAUUUUUAUACCCCCAGUUGUUGACU